AUACAAGUCUUGUAACUGCUGCUUGUGACUGUAAGAUAAAGUGAUUCAUCCUUCUGUGGCUUUAGCGGAGAUCUGAUUAUAUUAGCAUCGUCUUGUCUAAACUGUCCUUGAUAGUUGGCUAAUACUACUACUGGUAUUAGAUGUAGUCAUUCAGAACUCCUUUGGAAGUGCUAAUGAAAUGCUGCUCAUUUGCAAUGGUGAAGUAACCGAAUGCUAGUAAAACAUAUUAGCUGGUUGAAUGUUAGAUGAUUGUUCAACGUUAUGUCUCACAGAAACCUAAUCGUGGAUUGACAUUUUAGUUGAUCCGAAAUAUCCUUCUUUUAAAUGGCAAAGCUUGUUACAGAUUUGAAAUUUAUGUAUAUAUCUAUAGCAUUAGAAAUUAUAAUAGUUGUUAGCUUCACUUGGCUUACUGUUGUGCUCAAAGCAACUUCAUCAUACAGUAUGGUUUUUAUAUGCUCUUCUAUUGUCACCGAGCCUUAUGAUUAUGUCUACGAGCUUAUAAUAUUACUGAUGGUGAUUCAGUAUUGUGAUUAUGUCCUUCAUUUAUUAUUCUGUUUCAUACAAGUCGUGUAAUUUGCUGUUUGUGACUGUACAAUAAACUGAUUCAACCUUCUGCGGUGAUAGUUAAAGUUCAAGUAAAUUAGCUUUAUUUAUCAUAGUAGCAUUUGAUUAUUGAUGCUCUGUAGCUAAUGAUAAGCCAUUGAAGGGAAGCAGAAAUGGUAAAACUUUCUAAAAUGAAUCUACGAAUGGAUGAUAAAGUUAAUGAAUAUUGUUGAUACUUCUGCAAUCAGAUUAUGAGUUACUGAGUCUACUGUUUUUUAAGCCUGUUUCAGAUGAUCGAUCAUCAACAACAACAUAUUCAGUGUAGUAGACAUGAUCGAUCACUUUCUAAUUUUCGAUUAUGCACCCUCUUUUCUCCAAUUUGGUCGUCUUCUUUUUUUCAUGAUGUCACUGAAUUAUUCUCUGGUCGUCCCCACCAUUCAGGAAGUCACUUCGAGCAUAAUGUGAAAACAUCCACAUUUUUCAAAUCCAGCAGAAUUUUCAUCAAACUGGGUUCAACAUUUACUACAUGUAUACACUCUGAAGUCUGAAUCCACUAAUUCUAGAUGGUGCAUCUGUGCCCCCACACUUGUGAAAGCUUAUUCUCAAUUUUUUAUUUUCCACAACUUGAAUUCAGACCACACAACUCCCGUGUCUUGUACGGUCAGCAUCUGAGUGGAGAACUCAAUUAAGUGACUUUAACGUCGAGUUCUAUAGUAAACAACCCCUAUAUCUUUUUUCAAGCAUGUUAAAAUUGCGAACACACUGAAAUUUCCAGGUCGUUAAUCUUGUACCCAGUGUGUGUACUUUUCAAAAAAAAGUCAGUUUUUUAGUCUCUAAAACACAUUUAAAUAGAGUUUAUUUGCCCAUCUUUUGUUCCUCAUACUAGACUUGGAGUCAACACAACACAACAACAAUGAAUUCCAUUUUUCCUCUUUGUUUAAUUCUCUCUUUAUUUCUUCCUAUGUUUGCUUCUUCGACGGUGUUGUUUCAGGGGUUCAAUUGGGAAUCGAGUAAUAAGCAAGGUGGAUGGUACAACUCUCUCAUCAACUUAGUUCCAGACUUGGCUAAAGCUGGAGUUACUCAUGUUUGGUUACCACCGUCAUCUCACUCUGUUGCUCCUCAAGGUUAUAUGCCAGGAAGGUUGUAUGACUUAGAUGCUUCCAAGUUUGGGAAUCAGCAACAACUGAAAACUCUUAUUAAGGCUUUACAUGACCACGGGAUCAAAUCGGUUGCUGAUAUAGUGAUAAAUCAUAGAACUGCUGAUAACAAAGAUAGCAGGGGAAUAUACAGCAUCUUUGAAGGAGGAACGUCUGAUGACCGGCUUGAUUGGGGUCCAUCUUUCAUUUGCAAGAACGACACACAAUAUUCUGAUGGCACGGGGAAUCCAGACACAGGUUUGGACUUUGAACCUGCCCCUGAUAUCGAUCAUCUUAAUACCAGAGUGCAGAAAGAGUUAUCAGACUGGAUGAAUUGGCUGAAAUCUGAAAUUGGAUUUGAUGGUUGGCGUUUCGAUUUUGUUAGGGGAUAUGCACCUUGCAUUACCAAGAUUUAUAUGAGAAACACAUCCCCGGAUUUUGCAGUUGGUGAAUUUUGGAACUCUCUUGCUUAUGGCCAGGAUGGGAAACCGGAAUAUAACCAGGACAAUCAUAGGAAUGAGCUAGUUGAUUGGGUUAAAAAUGCAGGGUGGGCUGUAACAGCCUUUGAUUUUACAACAAAGGGAAUUCUUCAAGCUGCAGUUCAAGGAGAGUUAUGGAGAUUGAAGGAUCCCAAUGGAAAACCUCCUGGGAUGAUAGGUGUUUUGCCUCGAAAAGCUGUGACUUUUAUCGAUAAUCAUGAUACUGGAUCGACACAAAAUAUGUGGCCUUUCCCUUCAGACAAAGUUAUGCAAGGAUAUGCAUACAUUCUAACUCAUCCAGGAAUCCCAUCAGUGUUUUAUGACCAUUUCUUUGAUUGGGGAUUCAAGGAUGGAAUUUCAGCACUAAUCUCUAUUAGGAAAAGGAAUAGGAUUUGUGCAACAAGCAAUGUGCAAAUAAUGGCUUCUGAUUCUGAUCUUUAUAUAGCAAUGAUUCAUCACAAAAUUAUUGUCAAGAUUGGGCCAAAACUUGAUCUUGGAAAUCUUAUUCCACCUAAUUAUGAGGUGGCAACUUCUGGACAAGACUAUGCUGUAUGGGAGCAAAAGGCAUAAUCAUAUUGUAGUACCAUUUAUUUACCACACUAAAAGUGACCAUGGACAAAAUGGUUCUUAGUGUUAAUGUUAUAUGAUUGAAAAUGUAAUUUAUAUCGGCAUAAUGAAGGCCGAAAAUUCAAUAAAUUAUAUUCAAUUCAAUA
This is a messenger RNA of Solanum tuberosum (potato), 2871 nucleotides long. Its product is annotated as alpha-amylase. The transcript has 4 exons. The coding region runs from base 1457 to 2728 and encodes 423 amino acids. Gene Ontology annotation, biological process: carbohydrate metabolic process. Gene Ontology annotation, molecular function: alpha-amylase activity; calcium ion binding. The record is from RefSeq and is a predicted model, not a curated record. NCBI's taxonomy places the organism in Eukaryota, Viridiplantae, Streptophyta, Magnoliopsida, Solanales, Solanaceae.